GAACGAUCAGUGCUAUUUUUGGAGGGCGAACGUCCGCCAGCUGUUUUCAAUACUCAACGGGGCAGUGUGGUGAUCAGAAAAGAAGAUUUUUUCCAAUCCGUUGCACCGAAAAUCUGAAUUAGAUUUUAUAUAAUUUAGAUCAAUAAUGGAGUUUGACACCACUUACCAUCAGAUCUGCUCCGCGCAGACCGUUCAGUCGGAGAAGAGGGGAUUCUUCAACGAAUUCUGCGGGGAUGUACGGGAUGCAUGUGGCGACAAGUGGCUGCGAAACUACUUCGGCAAACUGAAGUCCAAUGCGGCUCGUGUUCUGUCCAUCUUCAGUGAUCGCGAGGUGUGUGAUCCUGUGCUCGGUGUCCUGGAGCAUGUACAGCCAGUCUUUAAGCAGAAGGAUGCCCUUUUUUCCGCCCAAAGACGUGCUCAAGCCGAUAAGUUCUUUCUGAUGAGUGGCAAUGGCGAGAGCGAGGAGAGCAAGGAGCUUCUGCAGCAGGCUCUAAUGGCCGCCAACCUGGCCAUAAUGAGGGCCCCAGACCGUAAUGCCGAUCCAGUCAUUGAUGAUGGCCUCUCCUUGGCAUUGGCCUAUAGGUCAAGGGCUUCGAUUCUGAUCCGCCUAGGCGAGGGUGAGGCUGCUCUAAGUGACCUGAAGUUGGCUAUCAACUUUGGGCUGGAUCUCAAGUCUAGUGUGGAUUACUACUGCAAGAUGGCCAAAGCUUAUGCAGUCAUGGGUGAGCCUGCCCGUGCAGAGAUCUCAUUAAAGAUUGCCGAAAAGAUGUCGGGCUCCGAUCCCACCCACAUUGCCCUAUGCAGGACGGAAAUUGCUGCCGUGAAACCGAUUCCUAAGGAUGCGUCUUCAGAGAAGAUUCCACAAUUGGCACAUGGCGUUAAUCCUGAACUGAGUAGUGCCUCUAAGGUAGUGAGGCUGGUGGAGACUAAGGAUAAGGGCCGUUUUGUGGUAGCCAACGAAGGUCUAAGAACUGGUGAUACGUUGCUCUGCGAGGAACCAGUGGCCGCUUGCCUGGAACCCAUUUAUUUUGGCACCCACUGUCAUAAUUGUUUCAAGAGACUGCACACCCCAGUCUCCUGUCUUCAUUGCUCUGGUGUCGCCUUCUGCUCUGCUCAGUGCAUGGGUGAAGCCUGCUCCGGUUACCAUCGUUUUGAGUGCGAGUUCAUGGAUUUGCUGAUCGGUUCCGGAAUGUCCAUCCUAUGCUUCAUCGCACUGCGAGUUUUUACACAGGCACCAAAUCUGGAGCAGGGCUUGGCUACUGCCAAUAUGCUUUUUGAUCAUAUGUGCUCUCACGAGGAUGAGCGUCAGCCGGAGGAUUACUUACAACGAUCACUGAUGGCUGGUUUUCUGAUGCGAAUUCUACAGAAGUCCCUGUACUUUGGUCGCCGGAAGACAGAGGGGGUGAAUCCCACGGCUGUAGAACUACAGGUAGCCACCGCCUUGCUGGGUCUGCUGCAGGUGCUCCAAUAUAAUGCCCAUCAGAUAUAUCAAACGCAAGUCACUGAAGAGCAUCGAUUCGAUGGUAGCAAGACGGUGUAUUUGGCCGCUGGCCUUUAUGGCACCGGUUCCUAUUUUAAUCAUGAGUGCUGGCCCAGCACUGCUUGCCAUUUUGUCGGCAAGAAACUGGUUCUUACGGCCACUAAGCCACAUCGUCCCAACGAGAUUGUGGCUGUAAAUUACGGACCAAUUUUCAUCAAAAAUAACUUAAAGGAAAGGCAAAGAUCACUGCGAGGACGGUACUCUUUCAACUGCAAUUGCAUGGCCUGCCAGGAGAACUGGCCAUUACUCCAGAAACUGGACAAGCAAGUUCGAUUCUGGUGCACUUCAGCCAACUGCGUUAACCUUCUUAAGUUCCCCAAGGAUUUGGCUAAGGAUGUUCGUUGUCCCCGCUGUCGCAAGAACGUCUCUCUUAAAGAAAGUGUAGCCAAGCUGAUCAAGAUCGAGGAACUAUAUCGGGAGGCUGCACGAGCUAUGGAAGCUCAGAAGACCAGUGAGGCUAUUGAGCUUUUCAAGGAGGGACUCGAGAUGUUCUUCCAGGUGGCUGCUCUGCCCCACAAGGACACCAUAGUGGCACAGCAAUCGCUUCAUAAAUGUUUGUCCGACACGGGCACCACUUUUAAAAAGGAGGGAAAAUAAAAAACUAGUCACUUUUUCAUGUAUUAUUAAA
This is a messenger RNA of Drosophila eugracilis, 2168 nucleotides long. RefSeq names its product SET and MYND domain-containing protein 4 (gene Smyd4-2). The transcript is spliced from 5 exons. NCBI's taxonomy places the organism in Eukaryota, Metazoa, Arthropoda, Insecta, Diptera, Drosophilidae. Bases 146 to 2137 code for a protein of 663 amino acids. The record is from RefSeq and is a predicted model, not a curated record. Gene Ontology annotation, molecular function: protein binding.